AUGUCGAUUCCUGCUGGUGUACCUCUAUCAGAAAUCCCUUCGCUUCAACCCCCGCCUGGAGUCACUCCCAAUUUCAUCAAUCCGCCUACUAUUGCACCCGCCCUCAUCGCCGUCAAUGGGGUGUUCCUCGCGUUAAUGCUUGUUGCCGCUGGGACGAUUGUUAGUGGCCCGACUGUUCAAGCCGGUUCAAUCGCCCAUACAGGUGUGAUUAUCGAACAGACAAAGCAUGGAUAUGGAAAACAUCUGUGGGAUGUCCCUCUAUCCGUACUAACGAAAAGCGACGUUCACGUCCUUCUUGCAGAGAAUGUCACCGGUCAACCAACAACAUUUCUUAUCAAAUUAUCUAUCAUGCUGCUCUACUUCCGAAUCUUCGCGGUAAAUCAAACGAUGAGGUACUGGAUAUUGGGUGGGAUCGGAUUGCAGGUAGUUGUUUACACUGCCACCACGGCUUGCGCUAUCGCCCUCGAAUCAGUCUGCACCGCAGAAUCUGCUGGGACGAACAGCUUUUGUGUCAACCAGUACAAGAAUACUGUCUUUCAAGCCGUCUUCAGUUUCACAACAGACCUCUAUGUCCUAGUUCUACCAAUAAAAUCGGUUUUGAAUCUGCAGCUCUCACCACGUCGUAGGAUUGGGGUAAUGAUCCUUUUCGGAACCGGCCUUAUUGCUUGCGUAGCCAGCCUUGUGCGACUCAUCUCCACGAUUCAACAGGAACAUCUUCGUGACUCGACGUAUCAGGGGGCUUACAUUUCAAUCUUUACAGCCGUGGAAAUGAACACCGGCAUCAUCGCUGGAUCUCUGACAACUUUGCCUACAUUCUUGAAGAAAUCCGGAAUCGCAUCCUUCAAUCUCUCCACCUUAGAAUCUCUCAGAACUCAACUCUUCACUAGAAGCAAAGAUCCGCUCGAUGAUGGAUCUACCAAAUCAAACACUUUCUCGAAGAACCCUUUCAAGAAGAGCGAUAUGCAUCUACACGGCGACAAUUACAUCAAGCUUGGGAAGAUCAAAGUUACGUCUCUGGAUAAGCCGCAGCAUAACGCCAGUCAGAAUGAUGUCGAAACGGAUCAUUCUAAUGAGGGUAUCUUCAGGACCGAUGAGUUUGAUGUGGCUUACUCCGGGAAUGGCCGAAUGAAGGAGAAUAAUGGGAGGUGA
Letharia lupina is the source of this 1149-nucleotide messenger RNA. RefSeq lists its product as uncharacterized. The record is from RefSeq and is a predicted model, not a curated record. Bases 1 to 1149 code for a protein of 382 amino acids. Lineage: Eukaryota; Fungi; Ascomycota; Lecanoromycetes; Lecanorales; Parmeliaceae. The transcript is spliced from 7 exons.